UCCGCGUAACGGGAUCGCGAGUAACUUCAUCAUCCAGCACCACAAGAGGAACCUGUUGACAGCAGAAGAAACUUACAGAACUCAACACAAACUCUAUUCUUCAUACCCAAAUGCGCAGAAGUAUGCGCUUAACUCGGAUGGAUUGAAACAAAACUUCUCCUCACUUUCACAGAAUCAGGAGCAGAAAUGCAUGGGGAGAGGACACGAACUGUACUGCAUCUACAUCUAAACUGCGAUAUAAUCCAGAACUGGCGCUGACAUGCAGAGCUGAGCAGCGCAAUAUUUCAUUUUACGCGUUUUUACGCAUGGCGCACAGUGAUCCGUCAUCUACAGGUGGACUUGUUGAUUAUCGGGGAUCGAAAGACUAAACUAUAUGUGAUCUACUUGUGAGAUGAUCAGUAACUAUAUCGCAGGCUGGGUGGAAGUAACGUGACAUGAUGAAGGUGAUCUUACUGUGUGCGGCGCUUCUGGGCUGCUGGAGAAGCGCACUGAGCAGCAGAUCCUGUCCUGACCUGAUGAUUGACAGCUGUCACUGCACCUCCGAGAGAUCAAAGGCAUUUAAUAGACAGAGUGUGCGCGUGAAAGUUGUGUGUGACGAUGCGGACCUGACGGAGACCAUGCAGCCCAGCUCUUUACCCAACACAACAGUGUCACUAAUCCUGAGCAACAAUAAGAUCUCCGUGCUGAAAAAUAAUUCUUUCCUCGGUCUGGGCGCUCUAGAGAGACUGGAUCUCAGAAGUAAUCUCAUUAGCAGAAUUGCCCCCGGUGCAUUUCAUGGUCUGUCUACUCUGAAGAGAUUGGAUCUCUCCAACAACCGGAUUGGCUGUUUCUCUCCUGAUAUGUUUCUCGACCUCGGUCGCCUCUCAAAACUGAAUUUGUCUGGGAAUAUUUUCUCUACACUUCCGGAGGGGCUGUUCACACACUUACCUUCCCUGAGAGUUCUGAACUUCGGCUCAGAGUAUUUGUUCUGUGAUUGUCAGCUGCAGUGGUUAAUGUUGUGGGUCAGAACUCACUCAGUACAUUUGGGGAAUGAAACAGUGUGUGCAUAUCCUACCCGUCUGCACGGACUGGAGUUCUGCAGCCUUCACGAACAGCAGCUCACCUGCGAUGGUCCUCUGGAGCUCCCCGUCCUGCAGCUUAUCCCGACUCAGAGACAGCUGGUGUUCCGCGGUGACCGUCUGCCCCUUCAGUGCACGACCUCUUACCUCGACCCGUCUAUUAAACUGACCUGGAUUCACGAGCAGCGUCCCGUACACACGCUGGAGGAGAGAGGAGUGUAUGUCGAAGACAGCAUCAUUCAUGACUGUUGCCUCAUUACCAGUGAGCUCAUCCUGUCCAACAUUGAUGUCGGUGUUUCCGGUAAUUGGCAGUGCCAUGUAACCAGUUCCCGUGGCAACAGCUCAGUCGGCAUGGAGAUCAUGGUGUUGGACACGUCUGCGGUGUACUGCUCUGCCGAGAGGGUCAGUGGCAACAAGGGGGACUACAGGUGGCCGAAGACAUUAGCUGGAUUCAUUGCGUUCCUGCCAUGCGCGGUAUCCAGCUUUAGCUCUGCCCCUCAGGAGAAGAGGGCGUGGCGCAGGUGUGACCACACAGGCCGAUGGGCAGAGGAUGACUAUAACCAGUGCUCUUACGCAAGCGAGUUUACCCGCGGCCUGCAUGAACUCACACAGACACCAGUGAACAUCUCUAAUGCUCUGGCUUUGGCGCAGCAGCUCUCUUUUUUCACCAGCAGGGCGGCGCUCUUUGGAGACAUGAUGGAUGUCAUAUUCGUCACACACCUUGUAGAAAGAAUCACACGCCUGGUGGAUCAUAUCAGUGAGUUGGGUGAUUACGCGUUUGACAUCGCGAGUAACAUGAUGCAGGUGGAGGAACACAUUCUCUGGAUGGCUCAGAACGAAGCUCGUGCAUGUACGCGCAUCGUCCAGUGUGUGGAACGCAUUGCAGAUCUCGCACUCAACACAGAAACACCUGUCAUCUCUAAGGUCUCUCCUAACAUCGCUCUGGAGGCGUUUAUAAUCAGGCGGGCCGGUGUAAUGGGUUUAUUGUGUACCGUGGUGCAGCGUCCCCCUGUGGCAGACACUGGACAAAGCGAGAGCGAUACUGGUACCAAGUCAGAGCAGAAAACCCUCCUAAACUUCAGAUGUCACACUGUGAAUGUCUCGGGGUCACCCAUGGGUCAGCUCAGCCAGAACACGGUGGCCAUCGCAUCCAUACAUUUACCGCUGGCUGUUUCUCAAUCUGUGGAUAACUCCACCUGCAAGCUGCAGUUGAUCGUCUUCCGCAAUGGAAAGCUCUUUCCUUGCACGGGGAAUUCGUCAAAUCUUGCGGAUGAUGGGAAGCGCAGGAGCGUUUCGACACCAGUUGCAUUCACCAAAUUAGAUGGGUGUAGCCCCGGGAGCCCCGUGCAGCCGGUUACUGUCGCUCUCCGGCACUUCUCGCGGGGUGUAGACCCCACCGCAGCCUACUGGGAUUUUGAUCUGCUCGAUGGACACGGCGGCUGGCGGGCGGAAGGGUGCCACAUAACGGGCUCCGGACUCAACACGACCACCAUCCACUGCGCACACCACAACAACCUCGCAGUGCUCAUGGAUCUGAAGAAGGUGUUGUCGUUUCCUCCGUAUCCGGGCGAGUUCCUGCACCCCGUGGUGUACGCCUGCACAGCUGUCAUGCUGCUCUGCCUCUUUGCCUCCAUCAUCACCUACAUAGUGCACCACAGCACGAUCAGGAUCAGUCGGAAGGGAUGGCACAUGCUGCUGAACUUCUGCUUUCAUACGGCGCUGACGUUUGCCGUGUUCGCCGGAGGCAUCAACCGAAUCAAGUACCCCAUCAUCUGCCAGGCCGUGGGCAUUGUGUUGCAUUACUCCUCUCUGUCCACUCUGCUCUGGUUGGGUGUGACGGCACGAAACAUCUACAAACAGGUGACCAAGAAGCGGCAGCAGCAGCAGGACCCAGACCACACACCUCCCCACCCUGCCAAAUCACCCAUACUGAGGUUUUAUUUAAUCGGUGGAGGAGUUCCCUGCAUUGUCUGUGGCAUUACAGCUGCCAUCAACAUUGAGAACUACGGCAGCGGGGAGCAGAUGCCAUUCUGUUGGAUGGCGUGGGAACCCAGUCUAGGUGCGUUCUACGCGCCUGUCGCCUUCGUCGUCCUGGUAACCUGCAUCUAUUUCCUGUGCACCUUUAUCCAGCUAAGCAAACACCCCGAGAGGAAGUACGAGCUGAAGGUGAUGACCGAGGAGCAGCAGCGGCUGGCUGACGUUGCACACUGCCACCACCAGGGGGAGCCGGGUGUAGCAGGAGGUGAUGGCGGGCACUGCCACGCAGGCUGCCCGGUACUGAUUAACCCUUCACUGCUGGCCAACGAGCACUCGUUCAAGGCACAGCUGCGGACUGCUGCGUUUACGCUGUUUUUGUUUAUAGCGACGUGGACGUUCGCCGCAUUGGCUGUUUCGCAGGGUCACUUCCUGGAUAUGAUCUUUAGCUGCCUGUACGGUGCAUUUUCCGUCACGCUCGGAUUGUUCGUUCUCAUCCACCACUGCGCCAAACGCGAUGAUGUGUGGCACUGCUGGUGCGCAUGCUGUCCUGCGCGUCGCCCCAAAGCCUGUCAGGGUCAUGGACAUGCCCACGGGCGACCCAAAGUCAACGUGAAUGGCGACACCCACAGUCACUGCCAUUUGGACAAAUCACUUCUGAGCCACUCGCACUGCCACGCCGCCACCGGCCUUUGUAAGCAGAGCGGGCAGAAUCACGUGACCUGCCUGACGCCGGUUUCUCCGUGCUGCGCCACCUUGCACACUCAACAGCUAUUGGAGGAUGAAACGACCCCUCACGUUCUGCUUCACGCUGUCCCGGAGGGACACAGACCAGCCCUGCACUGCUGCUUAAAGCCCGCCAGGACUAAGGCGAGGCGCCACCAGGCUGCGGCAGCAGGCGAACGGGAGCUAACCUUCCACAUCCCCUCCAGUGUGGAUGGUGGAAGCGCGCACAGCUCUCGCUCAAACAGCCCGAACAGCCUGCACGAGCACCAGGGUCACAUUUGCCACCUGGCGCACGAAGGGCACCACGUUUGCCACCACGAGGCUCCCAUUUGCCGUGCCGCACUUUGCCGUCACCAUAUGUGCUGCGCCAAGGACGAGCUUUUUUGCCAGCCCGAGACAGGCGAGACUGGGACCUUCCUGUGUGGAUGUGGGAAGAUAGGCGAGGAUGAGCUAUUGCCGCCCCAUCAUGCCCACAUUGAAAUGCACGCCCGCAGACAGUCCUACCCCCAGAAUCUGCCCAAUCAGAAUGGCAUUCUCAAAGGAAGUGUUCACGAGGGUCUUCUCUACCCUUCCGACACUACGGGGAAUAUACGCACGGGACCCUGGCGAAACGAAACUACCGUGUAGUUUAAGAACUCUCCUCGCGGUAAACUGAACCGCAAUCCCUAGGAUUUAUGAAAGGAACUUUUAAAGAGUCUUUUUUUAGCACUAUCAUAAGUUUAAUUAGCUCUGUCUUGCAUUGUUCAUUGUACAGGAAGUUAAAAGUGGCUCCUCAGAUAUUGCAGUGAAACAUAAAAAUGGUUUUUACCUUUUCGGCAUUAGAACUGGAGCACAUACACCACAUGGCCAAAAGUAUGUUGACAACCCCUUCUAAUGUACACCCAUGAAUAAAAUAUACUUUUUCAGGCGUCUUGGUUCCGUCAGUAUUUUUCCCAUUCAUUUCUUCAAUAGGGAGUUGUUACCAAAGUUACCAAACCAACCAGCUCCGAGGUGAAUCACAACAUUACAAACUUUGAUUUGAAUAAAAAACUGUAUUUGAAAACCUGACAAAAAGUACAAGACUGUGUACUUAACGUCUUUAAUGAGGGAAUGAACUACAAUCCCAUGAAGCGUUGCG
Myxocyprinus asiaticus (Chinese sucker) is the source of this 4875-nucleotide messenger RNA. Its product is annotated as adhesion G protein-coupled receptor A3-like. Gene Ontology annotation, molecular function: protein binding; G protein-coupled receptor activity. The transcript has 19 exons. Gene Ontology annotation, biological process: cell surface receptor signaling pathway; G protein-coupled receptor signaling pathway. The coding region runs from base 435 to 4385 and encodes 1316 amino acids. The record is from RefSeq and is a predicted model, not a curated record. Gene Ontology annotation, cellular component: postsynaptic density; plasma membrane; glutamatergic synapse. Lineage: Eukaryota; Metazoa; Chordata; Actinopteri; Cypriniformes; Catostomidae.